Glycine soja is the source of this 3403-nucleotide messenger RNA. RefSeq lists its product as uncharacterized. The record is from RefSeq and is a predicted model, not a curated record. The transcript has 19 exons. NCBI's taxonomy places the organism in Eukaryota, Viridiplantae, Streptophyta, Magnoliopsida, Fabales, Fabaceae. The coding region runs from base 480 to 2906 and encodes 808 amino acids.
CAAGUGUGAGUGGGACGAUGGGGGUGAGAAACAGGAGUACGCAACAUCCAAUCCAACGAUCCAAACAAAACUGCAAAACAAUAUACAAUUGAAUAGCAGUGGCGUUUCGACGCGCACGAAGCUUCUUCUACUUCUUCCACUGCGCCACAUUCAUUCAUUCAAUUUUAUUGUUUUUACCCUAAUUACUAUCGCCAACCCCCUUUUUUUUUUCUUCUUCUUCCUUUUUUCAAUUUCGAUUGCAUGGACCAUUUCCCAUUCUAACACCUACAAAUUUUCUUUAAUAUUUUCUCGUCCCUGAGGCAGAGAAAAAAAGAAAAAACUACCGAAGAAGUUGAUGAAUUAAUUUAAUCUUAAUUCUUAAAUAUUUUUUCUCUUUCUCUUUCCAACCUCAACCCCACCCUUAAGCCUCUCUCUCUCUCUCUCUCGCUCUCUCUCUCUCUAUUCUAUUGCUUCCUUUUUUCCGCUAUUUUCUGGAACAAAUGGCUGGAGUGACAAAGGAGGAAGAGAGGGGUAGUCCUAGUUGGGGUGCUUCAUUUUUUACGCAGACAACAGAGGAUGUGGCUAGAGCUGUUGCCACUGCUAUGAAUUCUCAGAGGCCAUCUGUGGUAUAUUCAUUGAAAAAUGAUCAUGGUGGCAGCCAACUUCAAAGGCUGCAGUAUCAAGUUACGAAAAUGAUAAAAGGAUUUUCUAGCCCUCCAGAAGUUAAAUAUACAAAUUACAAUCCGGAAAUCUUGACAACUCAGAAGCGUCAAUGGGCUGCAAACUUUCAGUUGCAGUACACGGACCAUAAGUCUUGGAAGGAGCCAACAAAGCUGUUUGAAAGCAUGGUGGUUGCUGGACUUCAUCCUAAUUGUGAUAUUCAGGCACUGCAAAGGCAAUGUUUUUUAAGAAAGUCUGAAGGCCCUGGUAAAUUGAGAAGUGCACUUGGUUAUCAGAAUCAGUCCCGUGUGGAAGUGGAACCCAAUCUAGAACCUCAGGUUUUAUUUGUUUACCCUCCAGAAAAACAGCUGCCUCUUAAAGGCAAGGAUCUUCUCUCUUUCUGCUUCCCUGGAGGCUUGGAGGUUAAUGCUGUUGAGAGAACCCCUUCCAUGAGUGAGUUGAACGAAAUUCUAUUUGGGCAGGAACACCUUAAACAAAGGGAUCCGUCUUUUGUAUUUAGGCUACAGGGUGCGGAUAAUUCAACACUUUAUGGGUGCUGUCUCUUAGUUGAAGAGUUAGUGCAAAAACCCUCUGGAUUUCUCUCCCUGAUUUCUGAUAAGCAGUUGACUUAUUCUCCUUUGAAACGCCAACGGCAUAUAUUAACCACACAGAGAUGUUACUGCAUUCUCUCAAGGCUCCCAUUUUUUGAAUUGCACUUUGGUGUAUUAAAUAGCAUCUUCAUGCAAGAACGGCUAGAGCGGUUGACGGGAAGUGUUGGAGAUUUAAAUUUAGAAUAUGUUGAAGGUAGCUGCGAGGAGGAAAAUUUGGAGGAAAAAUCAGAGUGCAUGUUGGUGAAUGAUAGAUUAGAAGAUAGACAUGAUGACAAUCCAAGGAUUUCUCAAUCAAGCCUAAGAAAUUCCUCACCUGAAAACAUUGAGGAUGAUAGUAAUUAUCCUGAGAAACACAUUGUUAAUGGGGAUCUGCAUACAUUUAAGGAGAGAGUCAAUGAUGACAAUGCCGUGCCUAGUGAUCCUGAAACUGAUAGAAAAACUGUCAAAGAAUCUGGUCCUACAAAUGCUGAAGAUAGUGAUUUGUAUGGGGAUGCUUUUGUAACAAACAAACAGUCUGAAGAUAGGCGUUUACCAAAUGCUAUUCUACCACUCCUGCGCUAUAGCCAGUAUGAAAGCUCUGAAUCUUCCUGCAGUUUUCAGGGUUCUCCUUGUGAUGACAGAAAUUUUAGGAGUGAUGCUGAUGAUACUGAGACAGAAGAUGCUUCAUUCUCUGGCCAAGAGGAUUUAAAUGACCUAAAUGAUAUUCUUGAAUGGGCGAAGGCAAAUAACUGUGGACCAUUACAGAUUAUAAGUGAGUAUUAUUGCUUAGCUUGCCCUGCAAGGGACUCAGCACUUAGGUUUCAUCCUUUGGAACACCUGCAUCCCUUGGAAUAUCACAGACCAGAUGAGACAAUUCUACAUCUUGCCGGUUCAACUGUUGACUUGAAAUCUUGCAGUACAGGUCUGGAAUUUGCAGAGGCACAUAAUUCUCUUUUGGCUGAGGAGGAGGCAACUGCAUUAUCUAUAUGGGCUGUAGCAUGCAUGUGUGGUACCUUGAGACUUGAAAAUGUGUUAACAUUCUUUGCAGGAGCUCUACUGGAGAAGCAGAUUGUUUUUGUCUGUUCUAAUUUGGGAAUCCUAUCUGCUUCAGUUUUAUCAGUUAUUCCACUAAUCCGGCCCUACCAAUGGCAAAGCUUGCUUAUGCCAGUUUUACCAAAUGGCAUGCUCGAGUUUCUGGAUGCACCUGUCCCCUACAUAGUUGGUAUCAAGAACAAGACCAAUGAAGUUCAGUCAAAGUUAACUAAUAAUGUUAUCCUGAUUGACGUCAGCAGAAACCAGGUGAAGUCAUCAACAGUACCUCAACUGCCAAGUCAGAAAGAGUUAAUCUCUUCUUUACGUCCUUAUCAUGAAACUCUUGUGGGAGAAAGUUACUUGGGUAGGAGAAGGCCAGUGUAUGAAUGCACGGAAGUGCAGACAGAAGCUGCUAAGAGGUUCCUAUCGGUGUUAAGGUCUUAUUUGGAUUCUCUUUGCUGUAACAUUCGUUCUCAUACAAUAACCAAUGUACAAUCCAAUGAUGAUAAGGUAUCCUUGCUUUUGAAGGAGAGUUUCAUUGACUCGUUUCCUUAUCGUGAUCAGCCUUUCAUGAAGCUUUUCGUGGAUACACAGCUCUUCUCUGUUCAUACAGAUAUUGUUCUCUCUUUCUUCCAAAAGGAAUAACGCUAUUUGGGAAUAUUACUGCCUUGCAAAGCUUGAACGCACGUUCAGUGUUGUAUUCUUAAAUUAUGUAUGAGCUAAAAUUUUCUCCCUACACGUGACGCCUAAUGUUACCAGCUUAGGCUUGCCGCAACACCUGUAUAUAAUUAGUUAGAUAGUAUAUUUAAUCUUAAUAAGUGCUGUUAAGGUUUCAUUCUAUGUAAAUGACAUUUUUUCAUACACCAAAGGUAAAAGUUAUGCUUUAUGCUCACAAGAUACUGUGAACGCUAACACCUGAACCCUCCGUUACGUAUCACUUGAUUUCGAUAUGACCUAGUAUGUUUAAAUGGUCUUUAAAUAUGAUGCAGAACUUGCUAGCAGAAAAGCCAAGUACGUUUUGUAAAUCCUCGUAAACAUAUGGAAGGAAUCAUGGAUAUUCAUUCAUUAUGAAGACCAACUGUACGCUUGAAUAUUUGUAAUAAUGUUCCUCCAAUUACAAGCAUUUCUCCUCCUUCCUCUAA